GUUAUCACAUAUUCAUAUGGUCGCUAGCCAAUCGCGUACAUUAACAUAUUAUCAUUUGAUGAUUUUGAAAAUAGACCAAUCUCAACUCUCUCUGACAUAAAUUCAAAACGGUCUACGUAGAUGAAACAUUGCACCAUGAAGCCUGUCGGGAUUUUGGCAUUCGUCAAUAUUGUUCUUGCAGCCAUCACUCAUCAUUGCCACACCGAUCCUGUGACGUGCAUAGAGCUUGCUAUUCAUAGCGUAGAUUCGACUUUUUGCCGUGAGUUUCUUAACACAGUGGACUGUACCCAUAUACAUAAUGGCGGUGGUCAUCACGUGGAUAGAACGCAGCCAGUAUGUGGUACGGACGGCGUGUCAUAUCCACAUCAUUGCGAAUUUGCAAGAGAAAGAUGCAGGGUUAUUCUACAAACAAACAAUAAUGUGAACGGACAGCAAGUGUUCAAACUAGACAUUGCUCACGAUGGCAUCUGCAAUCUGGUGACAGUAGCACCGAUUUCAAAUUGCGCAAACAACAGCUGUCUUGACCCGAGUCUCAGUGGCCCAGUGGUCCAGCAAUGCCUUCAAAUAUUGCAACUGUCGUGUACGACUGGCUCGGCUGUCUGUGGAACAGAUGGACAAACAUACCGAAAUGACUGUGAUUUAGCGAAGGCUCAUUGCUUGAAUAUAAACCUGACAAAAGCUCACGACGGAACAUGUGGAGUCUCCACCCAACAGACAUCGCAGACGACACAAGCAUCAACGAACGCUGCUUCUUCAAGUACGUUUACCACUACGACUACAACAGAUGCCAUGAACGCUCUCCUACAACAACUGUUCUGCCAAAACGUAAAUUCGAUUAACUGUCCCCCAAAUCAGCUGAAUCAGCUAUGCGGCUCAGACGGGCAGUUUUAUCCAAACGAGUGUGAACUCGGAAAGGCAAGGUGUACAAUUCCCGGACUGCGGAUAAUGCCGGAUUACCAAGGCUGUUAAAACAACGUUUGAGUCCCAAAUUGUAAUUUCUACCUUUCAGUUUGGAAACAGAAUUAAUACAGUUAUGUUUCUAUGAUA
This is a messenger RNA of Dreissena polymorpha, 1047 nucleotides long. Its product is annotated as serine protease inhibitor dipetalogastin-like. Gene Ontology annotation, biological process: regulation of BMP signaling pathway; multicellular organism development; negative regulation of activin receptor signaling pathway. The record is from RefSeq and is a predicted model, not a curated record. NCBI's taxonomy places the organism in Eukaryota, Metazoa, Mollusca, Bivalvia, Myida, Dreissenidae. The transcript has 7 exons. Gene Ontology annotation, molecular function: protein binding; activin binding. The coding region runs from base 121 to 969 and encodes 282 amino acids.